AUGGGCGAAUAUGAAGAGGUUGUGGAACUCGGCUUCGAAGGUGUUGAUAAAGUCGUUGACAAGUACCACGACAAAGUUUUCGACACAGUCGGGAAACAUCCGCCCAGUUGGCACUGGCUGCAUCAUCGCCAACAACAGCGCGAACAGCAGCGCCAAGAGCACCAAAGACCAGAUCAGAGCCAUUCGUCUCGUGCCCAUCGCGACGAUCCAAGGGCCCACGAGGAUAGCAGAACUGAGGCAGACAUGUACAACCCUGACCGCCGUCAGGAGCGCGACUACCAGGAUCGUGAAUAUCAGGAUCGAAGAGACUCCCGUUUCGUAUCUGACGAGACAAUUUAUUACCGAGGUCCUGAUGCAGGCGCGGUUGCAACGCGUGGUAGCGACCCGUACGGCAAUGCGCGAGGGUACGAAGUCCAGCAAUACCAGCAACCUCAGUACAACAACCGCCGCCCGCAACCUCAGAGACGCCGCUCGUCAUGGUCGCCGCAGCGCUCUGGAAGAGAGCGUGGCAAUGAUCGCCGCGCGCGGUCGAAAUCGAGGUCACGGUCGAGGUCGAAAGACAGACAACAUCGGAUCGCAGCGACUGUUGCUGGAGGUCUGAUUGGAGGCAUACUUGGCAAUCAAGCCCAGAAAGGCAAGAAGUACGACACAGCUGCGACCAUAGCGGGAGCUGUGAUUGGCGGUCUCGGUGCCAGAGAAGUCUCGGAGCAGUGGGACAAGCGAAGGGCACGUAGAGAAGACUGUGACGAGAGGUGGGAGGACAAAUACGGCGAAGAUAGAGAUCGCAGGAGGGACGACAGAGAUCACAGAGACCAGAGAGAUGACCGUUACGAUGACCGUUAUGAUGACCGCCGAAGACAUUACGAAAGGGACUGGCGAUGA
Boeremia exigua is the source of this 882-nucleotide messenger RNA. RefSeq lists its product as uncharacterized. The record is from RefSeq and is a predicted model, not a curated record. NCBI's taxonomy places the organism in Eukaryota, Fungi, Ascomycota, Dothideomycetes, Pleosporales, Didymellaceae. Bases 1 to 882 code for a protein of 293 amino acids. Gene Ontology annotation, cellular component: outer membrane. The transcript has 3 exons.